Messenger RNA from Micropterus salmoides (largemouth bass), 383 nucleotides. RefSeq names its product zinc finger protein 716-like. NCBI's taxonomy places the organism in Eukaryota, Metazoa, Chordata, Actinopteri, Centrarchiformes, Centrarchidae. Gene Ontology annotation, biological process: regulation of transcription by RNA polymerase II. Gene Ontology annotation, molecular function: DNA-binding transcription factor activity, RNA polymerase II-specific; RNA polymerase II cis-regulatory region sequence-specific DNA binding. The transcript is spliced from 2 exons. The record is from RefSeq and is a predicted model, not a curated record. Bases 63 to 383 code for a protein of 106 amino acids.
CCCAUCACUACAGAGUCUGCACGAGCAGCGCAUGCUCCUGGGUCCAGUCUGAUAGAGACGAGAUGGCGGCAGCAGCGUCUAAGAGGAUGAGCGUCCGACAGAGAGUUCCUGCUAAGAGCGACCGGGACCGGACCAGCCAGGAAGUCAGCACCGGGAAACAGAGAGGAAGAGAUGGACUUAAACAACACCACUGUGACAAAUCCUUCAGAACAUCUGGACAGUCAAAGAAUCAUCGGAGAGUUCACACUGGAGAGAAACCGUACAGCUGUGACCAGUGUGGGAAGGUUUUCUCUACUUUAAGUAAUCUAAAAAGUCACAAAUAUGUUCACAUGGGGGAGAAACCUACAGCUGUGACAUGUGGGAAAUUUCACUCAUUGGGCUAA